Closterium sp. NIES-65 is the source of this 1498-nucleotide messenger RNA. The record is from the annotation of a GenBank genome assembly. NCBI's taxonomy places the organism in Eukaryota, Viridiplantae, Streptophyta, Zygnematophyceae, Desmidiales, Closteriaceae.
AUGGCUCGCGAAGGUGGGCAGGAUUGACGAGGCCGAGAGGCAGCUAAAGCGCCUGCUGGGUCCCUCCCAGGCUGCUGCUGCUGCAGCGGAGCUCUCCUCCUCCUCGCCUCAACCUGUUGCCUCCGCCAAGGGAGCAGCAGGUGCAGCGGUGGAUGGGUUGGCGGAGGCAGAGGCAGGUGUUGCGAGGAAACGGGCAGACGAAGCACCUGCCGCAUCGUUCUUCACCCUCUUUUCGAAUCGCUACCGCAAAGUGGUGCUGCUGGGCAUGGCGCUGUUCGCAGUGCAGCAGUUCGCGGGCAUCAACGCCAUCAUCUACUACUCCUCCUCUGUCUUCCGCUCCGCCGGCGUUCAAUCCGACGUCGCUGCCAGUGCCCUUGUGGGCCUCGCCAACGUGCUAGGCACGGCAGUCUCACUCAACCUGGUGGACCGUCAGGGCCGCAAGAGCCUGCUCAUGGGGUCCUUUACCGGCAUGGGCUGUUCGAUGCUGCUUCUAGCCCUCACGCUCUCCUUCCCGCCACUCCAGCCCGUAGCAGCGCCGCUCUCUGUGUUGGGAACAGUCGCCUACGUUCUCUCCUUUGCCAUGGGAGCCGGACCCGUGCCGGCCCUACUCCUCCCCGAGAUCUUCCCCUCCAACAUCCGCGCCUCUGCUGUGGCAGCAGCGCUCACCACGCACUGGCUCUGCAACUUCGUCAUAGGCCUCUCCUUUUUAGGGUUUGUGAAGGUGGUGGGUGUGGCGGCGGCAUACGUGGGGUUUGCGGCGGUGUGCUUUGUCGGGGUGGUGUUUGUGCGCGCGUGUGUGGUGGAGACCAAGGGGCGGAGCUUGGAGGAGAUUGAGCGGGAGCUUCUUGUUCAUCUCCUCGCUCCUCUCAAUUCCGCCCCGCUCUACGCGCCCACACGCGCACUUCCCGUUCCUCUCUCGCGCGCGCUGCUGCUACUUUUCGCCGCCGUGUCACCUCUCCGCGCUACGCUCCAUUCCUCUCCACCCCUCCCACAUCCUUUCCUCGCUUCCGCAACCGGCCAACAGCAACGAAGGGGUCUGGUGGCCGGACCAUCGAAAAUCAACCUAGCAGCCGCGCCGUCCGCCGUUGCGCGGGCAGCGGAGCCAUCUAAUUUCAACGUGCUGGAAGGGGCGGCGGAGAGCAGCGGACGCGUGUUCAUCACCGCGUAUGACGAUAAGGGCUUCACGGUGGGCGGCAGGGACCUGGACUCCUCCAUCCUCUGUGUGGGUGACGUGGCGCUCUGCUGGUCGCCCUCCUGCCUCGCUGACGUCACACCCGACAGCCUGGCUCUCUUUCAGCUCAUUCGCCCGCAACCAGAGCUGCUGCUGCUGGGCACGGGGCAGCGCAUGCAGGCAGUGCCGGGAGAGUUGAGGGAGUUCGUGAGGGCGUGUGGCAUGAAGCUCGAAGUGCUCUCCACUCGCCAUGCCAUAUCCACACUCAACGUGCUCAACGAGGAGGGAAGGUCCGUUGCUGCUGCGCUUCUGCUGCCCUCCGCCUGA